GCUUUACCUGGACUUUUUUUCCCAAUUUUUUUUAAAAGACCCCCCCCUUGUUAGGGUUUGUGAGAAAUUUAAAAAGGGGAAAAAAAUCACAGGAGGGGAGGGAGAAAUAUGAGGGCUUGGAAUUCCUCCAUUUUGUCUUCGCGGGGUGUGAGGGCUUUUAGAGGCGCUCCGACCAGGGGUUAGAGUUUUUGUGCGUUUUUUCUUACCAAAAAACCGCAGCUUUCUCGUUUGUUUUCCCUGAUUUUUCCGUAUUUCCCGGCUUUUCUCGCGGAUUUCGGGAAUUUACCGGUGAAAUUCGGAAAAAAAAAGGAAUUUUGGGAAGGGACUGGUGGCCGGGGCACGUAAUUUCUAGGGUUUAUUUGCUGCAUCUUGAUAAGGGUAGGGUUAUUUUUACUGCUGCCGUUUUUUUUAAUAUCGUAUUAAGGUUAGGGUUUUAGGAUUUUCUGUUAGUAUCUUGCUUUUGUUUUCCACCUGGUUAUUUGUACUGUAAAUUAUGUCUUGCUGCUGCUGUAAUUUGGAGUUAAUGAGCUGAUUUCGGAGCCUAGGGUUUAUGGUUUCUGAGAAUUCUUCCUUACUGUUAGAGUUCUGGAGCUUGUAAAGGAGAUGCUCUUGGUAAAAAUCGGAUCUUUGUACUGUUUUCUUUCCUGAUCUUGUUGUUGGUCGCGGGAACAGAGCAAAAUUCAAGUCUUUCGUGAAAAAAAUUUCUUCUACUGAAAAAGAGGACUGGAGUGUGUUUCUACUAGAUUUUAACUGGAAUUCUUGGUGUUGGGGCUGCGAUUGAGCUCGAAUCUCAGAUAACGGUGUUUAAAGUUUCCUUUUGGGUGAAUGGAAGUAAGAUCUGAGACUGGAAUCAUGUCUGGGAGGGAAUCGUUUAACGUAGGUAUGCAGAAAAGUCCUGUCCAGUCCCAGCCAUCGAUGCAGAGCAUGCGAUUGGCCUACACUCCAGACGGAACGGCGAUCUACAAGCCGAUCACCACUAGCUCUCCUCCGCCUCAACCUUAUCAAGGAGGAGGAGGAGGAGGAACAGCAGCAGGAGGAGGAGGAGGAGGAGGGAGCACCGGAGGCGGCGAUGGACCCUCGCCAGCGGCGAUCACACCACAUGGCCUGAACAUCAACAUGGGAGAGCCGAUGAAACGGAAGCGAGGGCGGCCGAGGAAGUACGGGCCUGAUGGUACCAUGGCUCUCGCAUUGACCACUACAUCUCCAACUGCAGCAGUCUCCCCUGGUUCAGGAGGGUUCACUCAUUCCUCUACUGGGGCAGGGAACCUGGCGUCAUCGGCCUCGGCGGAGGCCAUGAAGAAAGCAAGAGGCCGGCCGCCUGGCUCUGGCAAGAAGCAGCAGAUGGCUGCUCUGGGAUCGGCAGGGAUUGGAUUUACACCUCAUGUAAUUACAGUGAAAGCGGGAGAGGAUGUGUCGUCUAAGAUCAUGUCAUUUUCUCAGCAUGGACCACGUGCAGUUUGCAUCCUUUCAGCAAAUGGUGCUAUAUCUAACGUGACUCUUCGUCAGGCAGCAACUUCUGGUGGAACAGUAACUUAUGAGGGCCGAUUUGAGAUAUUGUCACUAUCUGGUUCAUUUUUGCUGUCAGAGAGUGGCGGUCAGCGUAGUCGAACAGGUGGUCUGAGUGUUUCGCUGGCAGGCCCGGAUGGCCGUGUUUUAGGUGGUGGAGUGGCAGGCCUAUUAACAGCAGCAUCCCCGGUCCAGGUUGUGGUGGGCAGUUUUAUAGCUGAUGGGAAGAAAGAGCCGAAGCAGAUGACUCCUUCAGAUCCUGCGUCGGCUCCUGGAAAGCUUGCCCCUGGUGGGACAACGGGUGCCAACAGUCCACCGUCACGAGGCACACUGAGUGAAUCCUCCGGCGGGCCUGGAAGCCCAUUGAACCAGAGCACAGGCACCUGCAAUAACAGCAACCAACAGGGCUUGUCUAACAUGCCGUGGAAAUGACUCAUUUAAGCUGUGAUGCUUCUUGUAAUCUUAAUUCCAAUCGAACCUCUUGUUCCUUCAUAUCUUUUUUUGUGUAACUUAGCUGAGCUAGUACUUCUCCCACUAUCUUGUAUCGGUUUAGAGAGAGUCAUCUAGUUUUCACGGAGCUUUUGUUGUAUCUUUCUAGCUGUAUGCUGUUUUAUUGAUGUGUCUUAAGGUGUUGUACGGUAACAUUCCCAUCCAUCAAUAUCGUCAAUGUGUGUUCGACCGCCCCUUGUUGUC
Messenger RNA from Elaeis guineensis (African oil palm), 2199 nucleotides. RefSeq names its product AT-hook motif nuclear-localized protein 10. Gene Ontology annotation, molecular function: minor groove of adenine-thymine-rich DNA binding. NCBI's taxonomy places the organism in Eukaryota, Viridiplantae, Streptophyta, Magnoliopsida, Arecales, Arecaceae. The record is from RefSeq and is a predicted model, not a curated record.